Fonsecaea nubica is the source of this 2022-nucleotide messenger RNA. RefSeq lists its product as hypothetical. Gene Ontology annotation, molecular function: flavin adenine dinucleotide binding; NADP binding; N,N-dimethylaniline monooxygenase activity. The record is from RefSeq and is a predicted model, not a curated record. The transcript has 2 exons. NCBI's taxonomy places the organism in Eukaryota, Fungi, Ascomycota, Eurotiomycetes, Chaetothyriales, Herpotrichiellaceae. The coding region runs from base 1 to 2022 and encodes 673 amino acids.
AUGGCCAGACACGCAUCCACGACCGAUCUUCCAGACGAUCCAGCCCCGAGGGUGGGACAAGAUAACAAAGUCGACGCGGCAGCCGCAGAACCCAUGAACGGCGCUACCACCCGUGCGCGAGUUGCCGGUGCCGUUGACAUCCGAGAAGGCGUGAAGAUACAGAAAAAGUACGACGAGGAGCGGCAGAAGCGGCUACGGCCGGACGGCGAUGCGCAGUACGUGGACCUGGCGCUGUCGGAGGAGUUCAAGCACUAUCGAGAAGACCCCUGGAUCGACGAGCGCUCGGAAAAAGUGACCGUCAACGACGGCGAGCACGUCAAGUAUCUCAUCCUGGGGGCUGGAAUUGGCGGCCUCCUCUUCGCCGUCAAGCUCAUCAAGGCAGGCAUAUCGGCGUCGGAGAUCCGUCUCGUUGACGCGGCGGGAGGUGUGGGAGGGACGUGGUAUUAUAACCGCUAUCCGGGGUUGAUGUGCGAUAUAGAGUCAUAUUGCUAUCUUCCGCUUCUUGAAGAGAUGGAUUACGUCCCAGAGCACAAGUAUGCAUACGGCCACGAGAUCAGGAAGUAUUUGAACGCCGUCGCAGACAAGUAUCGUCUCUCGGACACGGCCAUGUUCCGCGCCAAAAUCAAUACCCUCGUCUGGGAAGAAUCUAGCUGCCAGUGGAAAGUCGGCAUGACCAAGGAGCACAAAUCAGGCUCUCAGCUGAAGAUCGAUGUGACUGCGGAGUUUGUCGUUGCGGCAUCUGGCCUGAUUCUGCAUCCGAAACUCCCUGCCGUUUCUGGGAUCGAGAACUUCAAGGGUGCUUCGUUUCAUACGUCGCGCUGGAACUAUGCUCUCACUGGCGGUUCUGAGGGGAAUCCAGUCCUUGACAGGCUCGCCGGGAAACGAGUGGGCAUAAUCGGGACUGGCGCCACGGCGGUCCAGGCAAUUCCGCAACUUGCCAAGUAUGCCGGACACCUCACUGUCUUCCAGCGGACUCCUUCCUCUGUCGACAUACGUGGCCAACGCGCCACAGACAAGGACAGAUGGACUUCUACCGUUGCAUCUCAUCCUGGCUGGUGGAGGGAGCGGAAUCUCAACUUGGCAGCCCACAUGUCUGGUGCCCUUCGACCCGAUGAUAGAGACCUUGUCAACGACCAGUCGACAUCCUGCCUCUCAUACCGUGGUGCGAUUGGCGGGCCUGAUCUGCCAUCCUCGGUGGAGGAGAUCCCGGCCUUUGUGGCACGUUUGCACGCUGUGGACCUGCCCCGCGCCGAGCGAAUCCGCCAACGGGUUGAUGAGGUUGUGAAGGACACCAGGACUGCUCAGGCGCUCAAGCAUUGGUACACGACGUGGUGCAAACGACCAACAUUCCAUGAUGACUAUUUACCGUGCUUCAAUCUUCCGAAUGUCGAGCUUGUUGACACGAGUGGAAAGGGUGUCGAUCGUCUCACGGCCACAGGAGCCGUUGUGGACGACAAGGAGUAUCCGUUGGACAUUCUGAUCUUCAGUACUGGUUUUCGCGCCCCUGGAAUCGGCAGCCCUGCGUCCCGUGCAGGUAUGAAAAUUACCGGCAGGAAUGGCAAAAACAUGGACGCGAAGUGGGAAGAAGCCGUGGCGACGUUGCAUGGGACUAUGACACACGACUUCCCCAACUUCUUCAUGCCUGGCCCGUUUCAGGCAGCUGCAACGGGGAACCAGACUUUUGCGCUCGACAUCAUGUCCAGCCAUGUGGCCCAUAUCAUCAGCCAAGCUCAGGCAAAGCAUCCUGGUCAGAAAAUAGUAAUCGAGCCAACGAAGGAGGCGGAAGAGAUCUGGUCGUGGGAAGUGCUGAAAAGAAGCAUCGCAUUCGCGGGGAUGGCGGGUUGUACGCCUGGUUAUCUCAAUGGAGAAGGAGUCAUGGACAGCUUGCCGAUGGAGGCGAAGAUGAAAGUCGCCAGAAUGAGCAUCUGGGGCGAGGGCAUCCAACGUUUCAUGGAGACGCUUGAAACUUGGGAACAGACUGGUAAGCUCGAAGGUUUGGAAGUGAGGCCGGUCGAGUCCUAA